CACGCCCAUCGCCAGACUCUAUGUACAAUAACAAAAAUACACGCCUGAUAUAUCUAUACAGAGCACAAAGUCACACGCACGCACACGUAUGUGUAGGUAUAUAAGAGUACGCGGCAUGGGUACACAAACUACGAGCGCAUAACAUAGGUCGCUGUAUACAUAGAGCUCAGAAUUUGCAUCUAUCCGAUUUGGAUCCAGCCAUCCUCGAACGACUCAAAUAUUGCUCGAUUUCGGUACUUGUCACUCGCCAGGAUCAUGGAGUCGUUUCUCAGCUCAUCCAAGAAUCGUCUGACGAAUUGGGGUUGCUCCAGGACCGGCGACAGCCCGAGGAUACGAGCUUACCUGGGCAAUCCAAGUUGCGACCUCGAUUCGGCCGUGUGUGCCUUGGCUCAGGCCUAUCUCGAGUACCAAAUCGCCAGAGACGGGAGUUCGGACGGGCGUAGAGAGCCGGAUCACGUCUUCCUGCCGGUGCUCAAUGUCAAAAGGAAUGAGUUUCGCACCAAAACCGAAGUCCGCCACCAUCUACGCGAAUGCAACGUCGAUGUAGACUCGUUGACUUUUCGUGACGAAGUCGACCUGCAGCGCAUCCACGAGCAGGGCAAACUGGACCUGAGCCUGCUGGACCAUCACGCGUUGACGGGUGACGACUCGGGGCUCAGGGGCUCGGUGCGCUCGGUAAUCGACCAUCGUCCCCAAGACCGCGAUUGGCCGUGGCUGGACUGCGAUCUCGUCCUGGAGCAGGUGGGCAGCUGCGCGUCCCUCGUCGCCCGGAACGUGCUGCGUCGCCGACCGAGCAGCAUGUCGGAGCUCGGCAAACUCUUACUGGGUCCAAUUCUUAUCGACACAGCAAACUUUUCGAAAGAGGCAGACCGAGCCAGACCGUUGGAUCGCGAGAUGGCAGAGGAAAUCGAAAAAAUUUGCUGCUUCAGUGCUUCAGAACGUCGCCAAUUGUACGAGCAAAUUCUCAAAGCAAAAACGGACAUAAGUGAGCUGACCCCGGACGAUCUUUUAAUUAGGGAUCUCAAAGUCGUCAAUGGCGUGUCAAUACCGGGAUUUCCUAUUUUAGUUCGGGACUUUCUGCAAUUGAAAGGCGCAUCGGAGGCGCUUCGAGCUUUCUGCGAGGCACGAAAUUGUCACACAGUCGUCCUUAUCGGAAUGGAACUGAAGGAAGAGCGACUGACAAGGGACAUAGGCGUCUACUCAUUGGACGCCGAUCGAGCGGCAAAUAAAUUAAUCGAGGCAUUGAAAAGCUCAACCGAGCCGAAACUCGAGCUGACGGAGGUGAAACGUAACGAACAGGACGAGCAUCAGCGGCAAGAGACUAGAGGCAGCAGCAGCAUCAGCAGUGGUGGCGGCGAGCUCGACGGAAAGUUCUUGGCUCUGUACACGCAAGCCAACGUACGAGCAUCGCGCAAGCAAAUACUGCCGAUUAUUCAGAAGGCUACCGCAUCAUCCUCUUCCACUCAUAGCUAGAUUUAGUUGCUUCGUCGAGGUCGUCGUCGUUGUCGACCAAGCGUUGGCGGCGGCAAAGUCGGCCUCUGUAGAAGCGCUGUAUAUGGUUCAUUCUCCAGAAUUCUGCUCAUUACGUGCUCACAUGUCACGUUCCUAAACUAACGCAAAUAAACCAAAACCAAGUACGUCGGCAUUCGCUCGAUAUCAUUGUAUUCUUCCCGAUUCCACUGAAAAAAUUCAAAUUUUUCUUUACAAAUUUGCGUUUCUCGAAUAAGCAACUUUCUGGAGAAUAAACCAUGCACAAAGCAAUACGCGCAAACAACGACGAGGAUUUGUAACGUGAGCCGCACGCCCAAAACUUCGAACUCGGCGUCGCGCGUACAAUAGAAGCUGCCAUCGAUGCUGUCUCCAACUCCCUCGUUCUCGCUUUUCCUCCCUCUCUUUCCCCUCGCCUGUACUCAAAUAGACUAGCUUGCCUCCAUUUAACGAAUUAACAUAAGCUAAUCUUUGGUGUGUGAGGAUUGGAGUGUUCACAAAGAGAACGAGGCACGAGCAAAAUAUUUUUGCUGUCUUGGUUCCUUAUUACCGAAUUAAUCUAAUAUUUGUAUUGAACUAACAAAUAAAUUAUACUCAAGCAUAACCGCUUUAGAAACUUGUUACUGUUGAAGUCCUUCUAUAUGUUGAUUCAGCAUAUUAGUAGGGUGGCCACAGCUAAGGUGGAAUGAAAUAUUGUUCAAAUAUGUUUGAAAUUUUUCACUUUUUACUCAGAAUUAGGCACUGCCCUGAUAUAAAUAAAAUGUAUGAUUUUUAUGAAUAA
Messenger RNA from Trichogramma pretiosum, 2269 nucleotides. It is a transcript of the gene pn, whose product is annotated as exopolyphosphatase PRUNE1. The record is from RefSeq and is a predicted model, not a curated record. NCBI's taxonomy places the organism in Eukaryota, Metazoa, Arthropoda, Insecta, Hymenoptera, Trichogrammatidae. The transcript has 7 exons. Gene Ontology annotation, molecular function: exopolyphosphatase activity. The coding region runs from base 256 to 1473 and encodes 405 amino acids. Gene Ontology annotation, cellular component: cytoplasm.